AAGACGAGUGCGAAAGAGAAACCAAAAAGAAGAAACAAAGACGGACAGUAUUAGGAUUGGCCUUCAGCAGCGAUCGUGCUUACACAAAGCCAAGCUCUCAAUAUAAAUCAUCAACCCAAUAAUCCUUCACCAAAAAAAGAAAUUAUCAAACUUUGAGAGGAAAAACAAUUAGAUACACUGCGAGCCGAAGCCGAAGCUUCCAAGAUUCGAACCCAGUGAGUGAGUUUCGAUUUCUAUGCAAUUCUUCAACUCCAAGGUCAGAGUUCGAUCAAUGUACAAGCCCUUUGUUUUCCCGCCACGCACUUGCAAGCUUUAGUACUUGCUUUUCAUUGUCCUAUGUUUCGUUGCAAUUUGCAAUUUCGUUUUUCGGUUCGUUCCCUGUUAAACUCAAUUUUUUUCCAGCUCACUGAUCUCCUUCCCCCAACUUCAAAUUUUGGAAUUUGAAGUUCAAAGCUUUUGAAUUUCGCGAAACAAUGAGGGUUUAAAUCGCUGCAGUGAUUCAAUGUCCGUUUUGUGAUGUUCGAGAGAAGCAAGGUGUCUCCAACCCUGGGUUGGUGAUUCAAACUUAAGAUAUUGAUUUGCCGCACAAUUCAAUGAAUUAAGUUUGAUUUGCGGAAUAUCACGCCUUUGCUCAAUCAGUUCCAUCUCGUUUUCAUCCCUAGGGUUUUGGUGCCGGGUACAUAGAUUUGAUUUUGCGUUGAAUGGUGUAUUUGCGGGCAAAUUUUGGGAUUAUUUCGAGACAACUGUUAUUCCGUUCAGAAUUCGAAGUUCCGCCUGGGUUACUGUUGUUAGUACGGUUAUACAUCUGGCCAUUCCGCCAUGCAGAGCUACGCGUAGUUGAUCUGUUUUAAAUCAUAUGGGGGAUGGGAGCUGGAGAAUUCUUUGGAAACAUAAUUAAGUGGAAUCUGACUCAAAUUAGGGUUACAGGUGGGUGGGAUAUUUUGUGAUUUUGUGGGCGGUGUAUGAAUCUACUUGUUGAGAAAUGCAACCCCGGCAGAGCUCAAGAAUUGAUUUGGCUGAAUUGAAGGCACAAAUGAUAAAGAAGGUUGGAGUUGACAAGUUUAAACGGUACUUUUACUACUUGGAAAGGUUUAUUAGUCACAAGCUGAGCAAGCCUCACUUUGACAACCUUUGUAGUCGCAUACUUGGCAGGGAGAAUGUUCCAUUGCACAAUCACCUUUUCAGAUCAAUGCUGAUGAAUGCAUGCCAAGCCAAGACCCCACCACCAAUCCAACCAUCUGGUCCUUCAAGGUUUGGAACACAUGUUACCAACAUAUCUCCUGGUAGAGAAGAUGGGCAUGAAACAAAUGGCGUCACUUUACAGAAUCACAUUCAAAAUGCACCAAUUUGGUCAAAUGGGGUUUUACCAGUAUCACCACGUAAGAUGAGGAGUGGAAUACGUGAGCGGAAGCAUAGAGAUAGACCAAGCCCUCUUGGACCAAAUGGGAAGGUUGUCUCUCAUCAAUCACUAGGUACAGAAGACAGUGGCGGUAAGGGUGACAUGGAGAACGGGACUCUCACUCCAUGCGAUUAUCAAAGACCUGUACAACUUCAAGCUGUUGCUGAGUUACCUGAAGAUGAAAGAAGAGAUGCUGCUCAGCAACCUGCUAAUAAACCAAUAAUACAUGGAAAAGGGGUGACUGAAGCUUUAACUGAAGAUGGGGAAGAGGUGGAGCAGUCACACUACUUAAGUUUCUCUAGGAGCCCCCUGCUAGCUCCACUAGGGAUUCCAUACUGCCCAGCAAGUGUGGGUGGGGCCCGCAAAGCUUUACCAGUGGCUAGCACUGGUGAUUUCGUUAGCUGUUAUGAUAGUGGUUGGUUGUCUGACUCUGAUACUUUGAGAAUGCGCAUGGAGCAGAUUGUUGCAGUACAGGGUCUUGGGGGUGUUUCUAUGGAAUGUGCCCAUAUGUUGAAUAAUGUGUUGGAUGUUUACCUGAAGCGGUUGAUCACAUCCUGUGUUAAUUUAGUGGGGGGUAGGUCUACAAAUGCGCUAAGGAAGCCCCCUGUUCAGAAACAGCAGGUUCGGGGCACGGUCAUCAAUGGUAUGUGGUCAAGUAAUCAUUUACAUGUGCAGAGUGCUGGUGGAGUAUCAGAAACUGUUCCUGAACACAUACCGCCACUGCCAUGCUCAGUAUCUUUGCUUGAUUUCAGAGCUGCCAUGGAGUUGAAUCCACAGCAACUUGGAGAAGAUUGGCCAUUGCUAUUGGAGAAGAUUUCUAUGCAUGCAUUUGAGGAAUAUCUCUUUUUAUGAAGAUUUGUCCAAGCAAAGGCUGGUCUGGUUCUUCUGGUUCUAUUGGCUUGGCCAUGGUUGCUGAUCAUCAGUGCGCUCAAUAUGUUGUCAUUGCCAGGGCGAACCAUUUGACCCCCUGAACUAUAAACCCUGACCCUUCCAGGGUGAUACACUGGUAGUGGAGCUACAGAAUGUCUUAUACCUGCUAUUUGCAGGCCUGGACAGAUCAGAAAUCUAUUUAACUGCAACCACGGGCACAGUCAAAUCAAAUGCCCAGGACUGGUUGCUCUGUUGUAUCUUUAGCAUUGGAGUUGGCUGUAUUUGUGAUAGCUAGAGAUUCCAAGCUUUUUGUUUACCAUACAGCCAAUGAGAAGGAAAACUAAGAAAGUUUUGCAGAGAUACUGUUGUGUUGCUGGGAUCAAGGGGUAAUUAAGAAUAGUACUUGAUCUUACAGGAGAAAGAUAAGCUUGACUGUUAUCCAGCUUGGCAAACGGUAUUAUGAUAAGAGCUGCUAUCCGAUGUAUUCAGGAACAUCAUGGAUGCUCAUUAAUUCUGCGUUAACAGGAGCAUGCUAAUGAGCAUAUAAUUGAGGUUUUCUUGUUCAUUGGAAUUUCACAUUCCACCUAAUUCAUUGCUGAGUAAUUGGCUUUUGCCCUUCCUUGGCUUUGCUGGGGUUUUCUCUUUUAUCUAUGGCCAAGAAUCGCUCACUUCUUUGUUUGGAUCAAAUCAGUGUUGUAAAUUCCUCACUCAUGUAUAUUAAUAUUUUGACUAAUUUAUUUCUAUUAACCAGAACAUUGAAGUUGAAUUUUGUUUAUUCUGUUUGACGUGAUUUGCAA
Messenger RNA from Neltuma alba, 3066 nucleotides. RefSeq lists its product as uncharacterized. Gene Ontology annotation, molecular function: transcription coactivator activity. The record is from RefSeq and is a predicted model, not a curated record. The coding region runs from base 983 to 2251 and encodes 422 amino acids. Gene Ontology annotation, biological process: regulation of transcription by RNA polymerase II. NCBI's taxonomy places the organism in Eukaryota, Viridiplantae, Streptophyta, Magnoliopsida, Fabales, Fabaceae. The transcript is spliced from 2 exons. Gene Ontology annotation, cellular component: SAGA complex.